Messenger RNA from Microtus oregoni (creeping vole), 1416 nucleotides. RefSeq names its product cereblon (gene Crbn). The record is from RefSeq and is a predicted model, not a curated record. Gene Ontology annotation, biological process: protein ubiquitination. NCBI's taxonomy places the organism in Eukaryota, Metazoa, Chordata, Mammalia, Rodentia, Cricetidae. The transcript has 11 exons. Gene Ontology annotation, cellular component: Cul4A-RING E3 ubiquitin ligase complex. Bases 27 to 1364 code for a protein of 445 amino acids.
CCAGGCUCCUUUGCGGGUAAACAGACAUGGCCGACGAGGGAGAUCAGCCGGACGCUGCGCACAACAUGGGCAACCACCUGCCGCUGCUGCCUGCAGAGAGUGAAGAUGAGGAAGAUGAAAUUGAAAUGGAAGUUGAAGACCAGAAUAGUAGAGACGCCAGAAAACCAAACAUCAUAAACUUUGACACCAGCCUGCCAACGUCACAUACAUAUCUGGGCGCUGAUAUGGAAGAGUUUCAUGGGAGGACUUUGCAUGAUGAUGACAGCUGUCAGGUAAUUCCAGUCCUUCCUCAAGUGAUGAUGAUCCUGAUUCCUGGGCAGACAUUACCACUACAGCUGUCCCACCCACAAGAAGUGAGCAUGGUGCGGAAUUUAAUCCAAAAAGACAGAACCUUUGCAGUUCUUGCGUACAGUAAUGCGCAAGAAAGGGAAGCACAGUUCGGAACCACAGCAGAGAUUUAUGCUUAUCGAGAAGAGCAGGAGUUUGGAAUUGAAGUAGUGAAAGUGAAAGCAAUUGGACGGCAGAGGUUCAAGGUCCUUGAACUUAGAACACAGUCAGAUGGAAUCCAGCAAGCUAAAGUGCAAAUUUUGCCAGAGUGUGUGUUGCCAUCAACUAUGUCUGCAGUUCAGUUAGAAUCACUCAAUAAGUGCCAGAUAUUUCCUUCAAAACCUGUCUCUUGGGAAGACCAAUAUUCAUGUAAAUGGUGGCAGAAAUACCAGAAGAGAAAGUUUCACUGUGCAAAUCUGACUUCAUGGCCUCGCUGGCUGUAUUCAUUAUAUGAUGCUGAAACAUUAAUGGAUAGAAUUAAGAAACAGCUACGUGAAUGGGAUGAAAAUCUCAAAGAUGAUUCUCUUCCUGCGAAUCCAAUAGACUUUUCUUACAGAGUAGCUGCUUGUCUUCCUAUUGAUGAUGUGUUGAGAAUUCAGCUCCUUAAAAUUGGUAGUGCUAUUCAACGACUUCGCUGUGAAUUAGAUAUCAUGAAUAAAUGUACUUCCCUUUGCUGUAAACAGUGUCAAGAAACAGAAAUAACAACCAAGAAUGAAAUAUUUAGUUUAUCCCUAUGUGGUCCAAUGGCAGCAUAUGUGAACCCUCAUGGAUAUGUACAUGAGACACUGACUGUGUAUAAAGCUUCCAACCUGAAUCUGAUAGGUCGGCCUUCUACAGUACACAGCUGGUUUCCUGGGUAUGCAUGGACCAUUGCCCAGUGUAAGAUUUGUGCGAGCCACAUUGGAUGGAAAUUUACAGCCACCAAAAAAGAUAUGUCACCUCAAAAGUUCUGGGGCUUAACUCGCUCUGCUCUGUUACCCACAAUUCCAGAAACUGAAGAUGAAAUAAGUCCAGACAAAGUAAUACUUUGUUUGUAAGUGCAUUGUAGGAGUAACUUCCUAACGAAUUAUUUUCUCAAGUCAGAUCUGC